Hemibagrus wyckioides is the source of this 500-nucleotide messenger RNA. Its product is annotated as chromosome-associated kinesin KIF4A-like. The coding region runs from base 1 to 381 and encodes 126 amino acids. Lineage: Eukaryota; Metazoa; Chordata; Actinopteri; Siluriformes; Bagridae. The transcript is spliced from 3 exons. The record is from RefSeq and is a predicted model, not a curated record. Gene Ontology annotation, molecular function: ATP binding; microtubule motor activity; microtubule binding. Gene Ontology annotation, biological process: mitotic spindle organization; microtubule-based movement.
AUGUUUUUAUUUUUCAUCCAGAUUUACAACGAAGAGAUUUUGGAUCUUCUAUGUACGUCAAAAGAUAAACCCGUUAUUAGCAUCAGAGAAGAUCCAAAAGAAGGCAUCAAAAUUGUAGGUCUGACGGAGAAGGAGGUGUUCACCGCUCAGGAGAUGGUGGGCUGUCUGGGGGCGGGGAACUCGGUCCGUACCGUAGGCUCCACGGCCAUGAACGCCGCCUCGUCCCGUUCCCACGCCAUCUUCACCAUCAGCCUGGAACAGCGCCGCGGAGGUGACAAGCAGGUGAAGGACGCCCUUCCUAAACCGCACACAGACACCUUGCAUGACCUGAAGCCUGGUGAGUGGAUUGUGGUGAAAGACUUGGAAGAAUUGCAAGGCUAAGCGUUGGUUGGGACCGUUCCAGAUUCUGCGGACUAUACCCACUGCUGUGAAGAUAGCAGAGAGAGCAACGGAGAUACACACCAGUCACUGUAAGCGGGUACCAGUGCCGGAUCAGGAAC